Prunus armeniaca (apricot) is the source of this 2316-nucleotide messenger RNA. NCBI's taxonomy places the organism in Eukaryota, Viridiplantae, Streptophyta, Magnoliopsida, Rosales, Rosaceae. The record is from the annotation of a GenBank genome assembly.
AUGGCCUUACACUACUGCUUACUUGGGGUGCUUAUGCCACUCUCAUUGCUAAUUGCACAAGCAGCUCCAGCAACAGGAGGACCUCAAUUAGCCCUCCCCAACUGCCCUGACAACUGUGGUGAUCUCACAAUUCCAUACCCAUUUGGGGUUAAAGAAAAUUGUUACCUGAACUCUUCCUUUUUUAUCAAUUGUACUCGUGAUGAAUCCAGGAAACCCCAAAUAGUACCAUAUUGGGGAGGUCUCAUUGUUUCUAAUAUCUCACUUGAAGAGGCUGAGCUGCAAAUAUUGCAGUUUGUAGCCAAAGAUUGUUAUAACAAGCAGGGCAACCAAACCGACAAGAACGACCCUUGGUUUUCAGUGCCUCCUUUCGCCAUCUCUCAUGCCAAAAACAAGUUCUUCGCAGUUGGCUGCGACACCAUUGCUAUUUUCCAAGGCUACCACGCUUUCCCAAAUGACCAAGAAAGUUACGUGGCCGGGUGUAUGUCCUUAUGUGAUAGCCUUGACAGCAUUGAAUAUCAGGACUCUUGCUCCGGAAAUGGGUGCUGCCAAACUAACAUCCCCAGUGGGCUGCAAAAUCUAACUGUGACAUUGUCUAGCACUUACAAUCAUACCAAAAUAGUAGGGGACUUGACCAACUGCAGUUACGCUUUCCUUGUGGAAGAAACACAGUUCAAAUUCUCCAAUUCAAGUUUUCAACAACUGGAGAGCAUAACAGAACUUCCAGCGGUUCUUAAUUGGGCAAUUGGGGAGGAUCCAGAUCCAUGUAAUACGGCUCAAAAGAGGAAGGAUUUUGCAUGUAAAGCAAAUAGCAAGUGUGUCAACCUGGUCGGUCGCUCUGCUGGUUACAUUUGUCAGUGCUUGCAGGGCUACCAUGGCAACCCAUAUCUUCCAGAUGGCUGCGAAGAUAUUGAUGAGUGCAUGAUCACGAGCCCCUGCAGUGGGACGUGCAUAAAUGUACCUGGAAAUUAUACCUGUGGAUGUCCACAAGGGUACAAAGGCGAUGGCAUGAAAAAUGGAACCGGUUGCACCAAAGAGAAUCCCAUUCAAUCAAAGAACCGUAGUCUUCUGCUUAUUCUUUCAAUGAGUAUCGGUGUAGGCCUCUUAGUUUUACUGGUUGGAAGUUCAUGGCCGAUAUAUUGGGGAAUAAAGAAACGAAAGUACAUCGAACUUAAAGAGAAGUACUUCAAAGAAAAUGGCGGCUUACUGUUACAACAACAACUUGCUAGUUAUCACGGGGUUGAGAGCGUAGAGACGACCAAGAUUUUUACUGCAGAAGAACUAGAGAAGGCCACAGACAAUUACCAUGAGAGUAGAAUUCUUGGUGAAGGGGGUUAUGGAAUCGUUUACAAAGGAAUACUUGCAGAUAAAAAAGUGGUUGCCAUAAAGAAGUCAAAAGUUGGUGUCCCAACCCAGAAAGAGCAGUUUGUUAAUGAGGUGAUUGUUCUAUCUCAAAUCAAUCACAGAAAUGUAGUGAGGCUUCUGGGUUGCUGUUUAGAGACACCAGCGCCUUUGCUAGUUUAUGAAUACAUCACCAAUGGCACUCUUUUUGAUUGCAUUCAUGGUAAAAAAGGCGAAGGGUCCUCACUUGCAUGGGAAUUACGAUUGAAGAUUGCAGCUGAAACUGCAGGAGCAUUGGCAUAUUUACACUCCUCUACUUCCACACCAAUCAUACAUCGAGAUGUGAAAGCAAUGAAUAUACUGUUAGAUGACAAUUACACGGCAAAAGUGUCGGAUUUUGGUGCUUCGCGCUUAGUUCCUAUGGAUCAAACUCAAGUAACAACUCUAGUGCAAGGGACACACGGAUACUUAGAUCCUGAAUACUUCCAUUCUAACCAACUAACACAAAAGAGUGAUGUCUAUAGUUUUGGAGUUGUCCUGAUGGAGCUACUAACAAGCAAAGUAGCGCUUUCUUUUGCCAGGCCUGAGUCAGAGAGAAACCUAGCAAGCUUAUUUGUUUGUUCAAUGAAGGAAGAUGGCUUGAACCGAAUUUUGGACAAUACCCUAUUCAGUGAAGGAAAUAUUGAGACCCUAAAAAAUGUAGCGAAUCUCGCCGAAAGAUGUGUCAGUUUAAAAGGGGAGGAAAGACCUACCAUGAAAGGGGUAGCCUCAGAGCUAGAGGGGAUGAGAAUAAUGGCAAAGCAUCCAUGGGAAAGUUCUAAUUUCUGUCCUGAAGAGACUGUGCACUUGCUCGGGUCACCUUCAAACACGAAUUCUGUGGAUGUUAGAGGCGAUUGUGGUUCUAGUACUACUGGUGCAACUUAUGGGCAUGACAGCAUGCAAAUCCAAAUGUUAAUGUCAUAUAAUGAUGGGAGAUAA